Messenger RNA from Clunio marinus, 1371 nucleotides. NCBI's taxonomy places the organism in Eukaryota, Metazoa, Arthropoda, Insecta, Diptera, Chironomidae. The record is from the annotation of a GenBank genome assembly.
AGUAAAACAAGAGUCGCGAUAUAAAGAACAUAAAUAAGUUUAGCCGCCAAGACAAUGUAAAUUUUUUUAUGUUGCUGAAAUAAUAGUCAUUAUUUAACAGUCAAUAACAAUUUACAGUGAACAUGAAGCGAACAUAUUAUCCAAAUUAUUUUUCAAUCGAAGAUAUAUUUGUGACCCAGGAGAAAAUCCCAUGCACAGCAGAACAGAAGUUAUCUAAACUUGGUUUCCUAGAUCCAUCAAGCAGUGAUUCCAUUGAUCUUCAAGCUGGUCAAAAUGUUGAAUUACCUCUAUGGUACAUUCUUCAGGUUCAGACAGAUAAAAGUCGAAAUCAGUUUUACAAAGUUCACAUCCCAGAUAUUUACAAGUCUACUUAUGGUGAAAUUUGUCGUGCUGAUGCUACCGCUAUAGACUUAGGAAAGCUUAAUAAAUAUUUUUAUGAGUUUGGUCGUUAUGUGGCUGCAUUUGAUCGAAAUGGAUUUGUAGGAAAAAUGAUAUAUGAGACUUGUCGUUCACGCAUGAAAUAUUUAAAAGACUUAUGCAACAAUAUCAACAGUGAGACGCGAAAUGAUCAUAAAUUAGAUUAUAUUGAAUUGCAACUCUUCGAAGUUGGAUCAAAAACCAAUCGAAAUUUAUACGAAUGGCUUCAGAAGAAUACCAUAAACAUAAAAACGUCUGAGAUGGUGAUAAAUCAUAGGAAACGCAGAAGAGCCUUAAUGGAAGCAGAAAAUGCAGUUAGUGCCAGCCAACGUUCUCAAUCAUAAUUAAGUUUAAAAGAAAAAUCUUUCCAAGUGCGUUUUAGAUCAAUAAAUCUUCACCUUUCGUGCUCCCCAUUGAGUAAAAACAAGAAAUUUUUCCAUAAUUCUACAGUUUCAUAAGUAAAUUCCAGGCUUCAUAAAUUACUACAUUUCUGUCGACAUUGUGAGCUGAACGUAAUCAUAAUUUUUAAUUAGAAAAACAUCCAGGAUAAGCAAAGCUUUGGAUAAAAGAAAAAUCAUAAAACAUUUUAAUUAAAUUCACACGCCGUCAUGUACAUACAUGAGUUGAGGAAGUUUUUAAGAUUAUUUUAGAGCGUUUGAAUGUAUCAAAAUGGAAUGAAGUUUGAAGAAAUUAUGUUUUGUUUAAACAAAACUUUAAGAAUAAAAUCCUCAGAAUCUUCCACAACAUCACACAAUGUACAACGUGACAUUUAUAAUAAAUAUUUUCUACCCUCUCAUCAUCAAUUCCCUUUCUGGUAUUUUCAAAAUAAAUGUUCUUAUCACACAUUAAAAUAAUAAAUAAUCUUCGUUAAUUACGCGCGUGAUAAGAGUUCUUUCUUCCCCGUUGACGGCGACAGAGCGAGAGGAAUUUUAUGUCUCUUUUGUUGAUGCUACG